Messenger RNA from Clarias gariepinus (North African catfish), 1386 nucleotides. Its product is annotated as colipase-like. The record is from RefSeq and is a predicted model, not a curated record. NCBI's taxonomy places the organism in Eukaryota, Metazoa, Chordata, Actinopteri, Siluriformes, Clariidae. Gene Ontology annotation, cellular component: extracellular region. Gene Ontology annotation, biological process: lipid catabolic process; digestion. Bases 61 to 405 code for a protein of 114 amino acids. The transcript has 3 exons. Gene Ontology annotation, molecular function: enzyme activator activity.
AGGGAGGUCUGAUAUAUAGGAAAACAUGCAGAACCUGAGUGAAAUGAAAUUAGCCACAACAUGAUGAGGACUGUGCUAGUGAUUGCAAUGUGCCUGGUGGCUCUGGCUCUGGCCACUACUCCUGAAACUUCUGAAGAAAAAGGCCUUUUUUUCAACCUGAAUAAUGGAGAGCUGUGUGUUAACAGCGUGCAGUGUAAGAGCUCCUGCUGCCAUCAUUCAGAUGAUUACCUGCCUCGCUGUGCCCCACGGGCUGCAGACAACGAAAUAUGCUCUAAGAAGAGCUUAUAUGGUACAUACUACUACUGCAUUUGUGAGGAUGGACUUAAAUGUGAAGGUGACUGGUCCAUUGGAGGAUCCAUUGUCAACACCAACUUUGGAAUCUGCACAGAUCCCCAUCAUGCCUAAACUACCAACAACUAAUGAUCUCUACAUAACACUCAAUGGAAUAAAUAGACAGACAGUGCAUUGAAUGUUUCCAUGAAAGAAAUUAUGACUUACUGUGGGACCAAAAAAAAAAAGGAAAAAGAAAAAAGGAGUAAAUGGCACACUACAUUAAUCAAUAUAUUAGUACAGAGCUAUGCAUACAUUUUUGGUGAAUUUUUUAAAACAAUUAUAAUGGGCUUUAGUCAGACUUAAGUUUAUAUUCAAAGUACAUUUUGCCCAAUGCCCCACUGUAUCAAAAAUAGAAAGGUCAAAGUAAGCACUGUCACUCAGACUCUCAGAAUGUAAUGAAAUUUUUUUACCCAUGCCAGUAUACCACUGAUCCAUGAUGGUAUUCUGUGAUAGAAUUAAGUAAAUUUUGAAACCAUAAAAUUAAUAAAAUAUUGUUAUAAAAGCCAUGAGUCAAAUUACUGCAUAAAAAAAAUAUAUAUUUUGUGUGUAGUCUGUACGCAAGGGUGCCAAACUGUCAAUAUCGGAAUAUGUAGAUACUGCACAUCAAGGUUGUGAUUGGAAAGUAGAGUACCUCUAACAAAAAAAAUAAUUGGGAGGCAGAAAUGAGUGCAAUGAUUUCUUCCAUGUAAGUUUGAUAAAACAUUUAAGAUAAGCUGCCAAUAUUUUUAAGUUUGUGAUUUGAUGUCCUAAGGUAUACAAACUUUUGCGCAAAAUUGGUUUGGGCUUGUAAAAUUUGCUAAAAUAUUUUCUCAUUCUCUGUUCAAAAGAAUGAGAAAAUGUGUUACUAUAUCUGCAUGCCCAACCAUAUUAUUAUAUUUAAAUUAAGUGAAAGCUCCUCUUUGUGUGGCUGUUUUCAUCUGAGAGUAGACUCAUACCUAUUUGUUGUGCAUUUACCCAUAUAUGGUUCAAACAAGCCCAGAGGUAGUGAUGCAUUCACUAAAACCCAAGGCUACUGCCAGUUUGUAUUGGAAUAAAAUGAUUUAGUCACCAUGA